AUGCCGCCUUCGCAGUUGAAGCGCCUGAAAUCUUCACUGCGCGAACAAGGCAUCACCGGCCCUCAAAAAUCGAAGAAGCAAAAGAAAAAUGCCAAAUCCGCCAAAGGCACCAACGACCGCAUCCAGAAGCAUGCUGCCCUCGAACAGAUUCGAGAUUCCUUCAACCCCUUCGAGUUCCGCGCGCCUUCUUCAAGACCUCCAAAGUUCUCGAAUGCGAAUGACCGCCCGGUAGCCAAUGGGAACAGAACUGGUGGGAAGUACAAGGAUGUCUUGCACCGACCUGGGGUUAGCAAGUCGGCGGGCGAGGAGAUGAGGAAAGCGACGCUGUUGCCGGAGCUACGGAGACGGAACAAAGUUGGUGGGCUCGUGGAUCGCAGAAUUGGGGAGGGCGAUGAGGGGUUGACGGCUGAGGAAAGGGCGGUGCAGAGGUUUGCGCAGGAGAAGCAAAGGGGACGGGCGGGGGAUGUUUUUAAUCUAGAGGGCAGUGAUGACGAGGAGGGUGGACUGGGUAUGGGCUUAACGCAUGGUGGGAGGCGGCUGGACGAUCUGGGGGAUGACGAGAUUGCUGGUGGAAGUGAAGACGAAGGGAGCGAAGGAAGUGGAGGGCUGUUGAGGAGGAAAAGGCGGCGUAGCGACAUUGAGAAGCCCGAAAGCGAAGGAGAGGAGGAAGCUAGUGACGGAGCAGACGAUGAGCCGGAAAGGAAGAAGAGCCGGAAAGAGGUCAUGGAGGAGGUCAUCGCGAAGUCCAAGUACCACAAAUACGAGCGGCAGAAGGCAAAGGAGAACGACGAUGAUUUGAGGGACGAAUUGGACAAAGGAUUUGGCGACAUUCUUACUUUGCUGCGUGGACGCAAACCUGCACCAGCUCCACCGCAGCCAGCCGAGCCCACAACCAACGGCGGCGAUGCGACGGCAGUGAAUCCAGACCGGUUGAAGUUGUUAGAGGGCGCGGAUCGCGAGGCUGUUGAGAAGGACUACGACUCGCGCAUCAAGCAGUUGGCUCGAGAACAGAGAGCAAAGCCCUCCGAGCGGACGAAGACAGAGGAGGAGAAGAUCAAGGAAGAGGCGGAGAGGUUGAAAGAUCUUGAGGAAAGGAGGGCGAAAAGGAUGCGUGGCGAACAAGUCUCUGAUGAUGAACAGCAAGAGCCUAGAGCGGUCAAUGGAGACGACAUGGACGAGAGGCCUGACGAGGCUGCCGAGUUUGGAUUCACACAGGCUGAUGCGCCUCAAAACACGAAGCCGGAGAAGAUCGUCUUGGAAGAUGAGGACGAGUUUGCUCUUGACGAUGAGUUGGUCGCUAGUGGAUCGGAACUCGAUGUGAGCGAUGCCUCUAUGAGUGAGGCUGAAUCGGACAUCGAGGAUGAAGAGCAGCCGGCGGUGAACGAGGAAGAAGACGAGUUUGUCAAGGGCAUACUAGGUGGUGGCGAGAAGAACGAUGCAGCAGCUUCCCAGCAGCUCGUAGCGCCUGGCGGAGGACAAGGUCUUGCGUUUACCUACCCCUGCCCUCGAUCCCACCAGGAGCUACUCGCAGUAGUCAAAGACAGCCCCGCUGACCAGCUACCGACCAUCAUCCAACGGAUACGUGCAUUGCAUCACCCUUCGUUGUCAGCCACCAACAAAGAAUCGAUGGCCGACUUCUCCGCUACCCUUGUCGAGCAUCUAUCAUACAUGGGCGAGCAUCAUCAACCUCUUCCUGUGGCAGAGCAAGUCAUUCGACAUCUCCAUAGUCUAAGCCGGACAUACUCUGAGAUCAUUGCCACAUCCUUCCGGGCUCAGCUACAGUCUGCACAUACGGGAAAGACCCUGCACGCCGGAGACAUGGUCGUAUUGACCGCCAUUGGCUCCAUCUACCCGACAAGCGAUCACUUCCAUCAGGUCGUCACGCCAGCGAUGACAAUCAUGGCUAAGUGGCUUGCGAUGAACGUUCCCGACUCGCCCCAGAAGCACUCGACAGGCUUGUUCCUGGUCGCCUUGUCACUUCACUACCAGCGAUUGAGCAAACGCUACAUCCCAGAGGCGAUCCGUUUCACACUUUGCGCUCUAUCGCCCAAAGCCAAAGCAUCAACUGAGCACACCUCCGCCCACCUAGCCAACCUCAGGACCAUGCUCGACCUCUGGAAAGCGAAACCUGCCUUCAUCGAGAUCUUCACUCCCUUCAACACGGCCCUCACUUCGACACCUCUAUCCACACAUCCCAAAUCCAAACCAAUACUCCAACACCUCCGCAUUCUCCUCGCCCAAUCCCGCACCGCCCGCCGCCCGCUCGAACUCCACCACCACAAACCUCUCGCCAUCCGCACCUCCAUUCCCAAGUUCGAAGACUCCUUCGAUCCCGACAAACACUACGACCCCGACAAAGACCGCAGCGACGCGAGGAAGUUGCAGAAGGAGUACAAACGCGAGCGGAAGGGCGCGAUCAGGGAGCUCAGGAAGGAUGCGAGUUUCCUGGCGAGAGAGGGGCUCAGGGAGAAGAAGGAGAAGGAUCGGGAGUAUGAGCGGAAGCAGAGACGGCUUAUUGCGGAGAUUCAGGGGGAGGAGGGGAAGGAGAGUAAGGAGUAUGAGAGGGAGAAGGGAAGGAGGAAGAGGAGGGUGGGGAAGAAGUGA
This is a messenger RNA of Saxophila tyrrhenica, 2604 nucleotides long. RefSeq names its product nucleolar complex protein 14 (gene NOP14). The record is from RefSeq and is a predicted model, not a curated record. Bases 1 to 2604 code for a protein of 867 amino acids. The transcript has a single exon. Gene Ontology annotation, cellular component: Noc4p-Nop14p complex; small-subunit processome; nucleolus. Lineage: Eukaryota; Fungi; Ascomycota; Dothideomycetes; Mycosphaerellales; Extremaceae. Gene Ontology annotation, biological process: maturation of SSU-rRNA.